Messenger RNA from Megachile rotundata (alfalfa leafcutting bee), 5581 nucleotides. RefSeq lists its product as uncharacterized. The record is from RefSeq and is a predicted model, not a curated record. NCBI's taxonomy places the organism in Eukaryota, Metazoa, Arthropoda, Insecta, Hymenoptera, Megachilidae.
UUCGAACUCUUCAAGGUCAGCAGGAGUGCCGCGUCGCAAAAACGAGGAAUCCUCGAGGCAGCGCGAUGCCGGCGGACGCUAGAAAGCCACCGGUUCUGCCGAGGAAGGAUCAGAGCCCUCAGGAGAGCAAGGACGCGAAGAAUUGUCCGCUCGUUUCGAUUCAGUCCAGCUUCAAACCGAACAGCCGAGUGUACGCCACUCUUCAGCAACUGAACGAGCAGAACUCGGCGAAAUCGAGGUCCACGGUUAACAGGCCGGUGGACAAGUCGCCCGGGAGAUCUCCGUACGCCUCGUCGAAUCACGUGGAGAAGAUUUACGAGCGCAGUCUGCAGCCUCAGGUGAUUCACGCGGAUGACCUCGAAUCGAUCCUACGACCCUCUUUGCAGGUUUCUGCUUACGGCGAGCCGGCCCGAUCCGAUCGGCACUCGCCUCCCGGAGAAGCGGUUACGCUCCAGCUACAAAACGACCAAGAAGAAGUUUACGAGCGAGUUGCCGAGCUGCGCUACGAACACCUGGAGACUAUCGAGGAGGACGAUCGAAAAAGCGAAGCGUCCGUUUACCCGGAGAUCGGAUUGAGCCAGUGUCUGAAGAUUCAGGGUUUGUCGAACGGCAGGGAUCAACGGAACGAACCUGCCAGGACGUUCGUCACGUUUCACUCGUCCAGGACGAAUCUGCAGUCUCGAUCGACCGGUUCGUUCGAGACGAGCGAGGAAAAACGCGAGGUCGACGAACCGAUCGACGACCUUCAGAUCCCAUACGAUUCCGUCGUGGACAAGAGCCAAACGUGUCACACCAGGGAGAACAGCGACCUGUCGACCGCGACUAUCCCUCUGGACGAGCUGGAGAGCGAAAGGCAACGGGCAAAGUUCAAGGCCGAAGACGAGGCCGCCGAGAUGGACUCCCGUUUGCGGAACAAUCUCGCGGAAGAGAAACCCGACAGAUUAGGCGAAAACGAGAGAACCUCUAGGGAGACCGAGGCUCGCGCCUCCGUCGUGAACGAGGUCUUACUGAAGAAUCUCCAGUUCAAACAGGACCUGCCCAACGAUUCCGAACGGGCCGACUCGUACAAGAUCGUCGAGCAAAUCGCUACGCAGAGACAGAUCGGUUUUCAUAAUGUUCUGUGCGACGAUUACGAGCACGCGCGGGACUCGAGGUUCAAGGAGAACAAAGUGUACGUGACGAAGGAGGAGAUGGAGCGGCAGAGGUUGAUGGACUUGCUGAGGAAAGGCGACUUCGAAUCCGCCAGAAUGGAAUUGGAGAGGAGUUAUACCCUCUCGACCCCAGGGGGUAGCAGCCCCGUUUGUUGCCCGCCAUGCAGCCCACCCCCGGCUCCGGCCGCAUACAUAUCGAGCGCACGUGCGUCCUCGCGAAGACUCGGGGCAGGAAGUGGAAUCGGUGGGCCACCGUCGCCGGAAAGAGAUCCCCUGGGAAGACUGCUAAGAUUCCUGAAGACCUUCUACAGGGAGCUAGGCACUCGUGAUCCACCCCAUUUGCCGGCAUGGGCGUCGCCGCUUCCACUUGGCACCCUUUGUCCAGCACACUUUCAACCCCACCUGCAACUGCUCCACAAAGGCGAGCAGGAACACAGACUGGAGAACAUCAAGACCGACCAGAUCUUCGCUCCUGUCAGGCUAAGCGACGGAACCGUAUCGGAAGCGCCCCGUCGCGUGGCGAUCGAAGGAGGUCCAGGAAGCGGAAGAACGACCCUCUGCCUCCGACUCCUCCACCAAUGGGCGAUCCAAGGCGAUGGACCCGCCUUAGCCUUCAUCGUGCCCCUCCGAGAACUUCGCGGCAGCCCCGUAUUAAAUUAUUUGGCCCGAGAACUGUUCCCCAGAACGGCAGCCAUCGGCGACGCCGUUGCCCAAGUUUGGAGAACGCUGCACCUGAUGGAGGACCGCGUGUUGUUCAUCCUGGACGGCUACGACGAGUGCGUGGGUGGCAGACCGUCUCUCGGCGACGCCGUGGACCUCCUCGAAGGACGACUGUUUCCUGAUGCCAGGAUUUUGGUUACUUGCUCCCCUAACAACUCUAGCGUGUUGUCCCCACUCGUUCAGAGGAGGAUUCAUCUGGCUGGGUUGGAAUGGUCGCACGUGGAGAGGCUCUGUGUCGCUUAUUUUAUCCACAACGACAUCGCGGAGAAGGCUUGCGAGUUCCUUGAAGCGCUGAACGUUCAACCGCAGACGGUCAAGCAGCUUGGUCAGCACCCGUUGGGUUGGAUUAUGCUCUGCUGUCUCUAUCAGGACUCCGGAAGUUUACCAACAGAGACGAGCGCGUUGGUUCAAGCCGCCGUGAAGUGUAUCGUAAGAAGAAGCCUAGACCCCCCGGUCCCUUACAACGAGGAGGUUCCAGGUCACUGCAGGAAGCGACUGGAAGACUUCGGGAAGUUAUCGCUGGCAGCGCUCAGGGAGGGCAGGUGUUGUUACACGGAAGCAGAGUUAAGGGCUCGAGGUGGCGGUAUCGAGGUCACCAGGUUAGGCUUCCUAACCAAAGGGCUGACUUUCGGACAACGCCGCAAACCGGACCUCUACACCCCGGUCCACAUGGCGGUAGCCGAGUUCCUGGCAGCCUAUUAUCUCACUUCCGUCGCUCAGUACGCCAACAUACUGCGGAGGGAACUCGAAGGAUUGCCGUCAGGGAUCAUCAGUCACUUGGCCGGGUUACUGGGACCCAAAACGCAUUUGAUACUGAAUCAACUCUGUCCGCUGGAAGUGCCACCCAGAGCCAUGUUCUCGUUGCUGAAGGCAGCGGGUGCCUCGGACGGAAACAUCUCCGCCGUGUGCAGAUUGGUCGGAGCGGGACCUGGAUUCGGUCCUGCGCCCAACGAGAGACCACCGGCACCGCUGGUUCACACCUCGCCCUUGGAACUCGAGGGCUGGGCUAGGAUCCUCGAGAGCCCGGCUUGCACGCUAGAAGCCCUCGAAGUUGUCUUCCAAGUCGAGAGGGGAUCGGAUCCCAGGUAUCUGGACGACUUCUUCGAAGCCCUCGCUGGAAACGAGAGCGUCAAACUAGUUAGGAUCACGUCGCUUCUGGGGCAAGAGUUUCCCGCUGACGAGGCGCAGAAGUUGGCCGGUCACUUGAAAAGUGUCCUGGGGAAGAAGAAGCUGAACGACUUCGAGCUGGUCAUCACGUGUUUGGAGGAAGCGGCGCAUGACAGAUUGGAAUGCGUGGUGAACGCCCUGUGCCGAGGACUGAGUCACGCGUCGAGCAGCUUGGCACGGUUGGUCCUCGACAUGAAUCUGUUCGGUGAACAAGUGUCCCGGGUCUGCGAGGCACUUCGUAGCUGCGUUCAAGUGCAGGCACUGCACUUGCCCCAUUUGGGCUGUGGAUGCGAGGGCCUAGCAUCGGUCGCCGAGCUGCUCAAAGAGAGACCUUUGCUGGCGCUGAACCUGGCCGGAAGCUGGGGAGCCAAGAACGAGGAUCCGUCCAGUUCUGGAAUCAGUAUGGGUUCGGGUUCCGGUUCCGGAAGCAGCGGCUGCGCGUCCAGCACCCUUGGCACGCUACCCCUUAAUCGCUGCUACUCUUCGCUCCCGCGGGGCGCUUUGGCAGCCUAUGGCAGUUUAACGAGGCCCGCAACCCUGCCGCGGCUUCCUUUGGGGCUUGGCCUUGGUCCUGCACCCGCCACCGGAAACGGACCACUUCCGCAGAACGACAGAGACAGGGACAGCAACGGAAGCAGUAAGAGGAACAGCGACAGCGUACUGUGUCAUCGUCUGCCGCUACUGCACCCGCUACCCACUUGUGACGUCACCAGCCAUCAGGGCACUGGUUUUCACGAGAUCUUCAACGCCAUCAGAGAACCAAACUGCAAGCUGAGGUCCCUGAACGUGUCCAAGUGUUUGCUCGGCGGAUUGGAUGCGGGUUGCUUGGGCGAAACCAUCCGAAGGGCACGUAAUUUGGAUGCUCUGAGGGCUGCCGGUGCAUCGAGGCCAGCGGACGUGAUGCCACUUGUCCUUGCACUGACGGAAGCUCCGUGUCUUCAACUUCUGGAUCUCGCUAGUCCGCGACUGGCUCUCGACGAUCAUCCUUCCAGAUUGUUGUGUCACGCGCUUGCCAGGAACACCACUCUGAAGUUACUCAGCCUCGAAGGAUGGACGUUUAGAAUAGAGGAAUCAGAUAGCUUGGCAGUGUUCUCCGAGCUGCUCAGAUACACGAGCGUCCGCGAAUUAAGCCUUUGCAAUGCCCGCUUGCAUCUGGCCGUCCAUGAAGGUCCUUUGGCAAGAUUAGGACGUCGGGACGACGCAGGAGCCGAGCUUCUCAGAGCAGCUCCUCCACCCGCCUGUCCUGCGAUUGUGUUCCUCAGACUGGCUGGCUUUCAAGUAACGGUGAACGAUCGCCUCGCCCUUCGAGGACCCCUUCUGUUGCCCUUCCUAGCCGGGUUCACCGCCCUCAGCGAGUUGGACCUUUCCCUGGACAAAUCCACCAUAGGAGGCAACAGCGGCUCUCUAUUAUUCAUCGACGACAAGAUUCUCCAACAAUUCUUCAGCUGUCUGUCCUCUCACUUCAAGAACCUGCAAUCCUUGAGGAUCAACUUCUGGCGAGUGACUCUAGAAGACAGCGACAAGACGAUGAGGCAGAUAGCCAAGUACCUGAAGUUGUGCAACCUGAGUUUCCUAAAGGCGAACGGGCUCAUAGUGACCGACAGCGCGAAGAAGGUUCAGAUGGAGCACGUUUUCGUGCAGACGGUGCUCACCCAUCUGCAGUAUCUCACCUGGCUGUGUCUGGACGGCGUGGAUCUGACGGAGACGCAGGCUUCGAGCAUCGGCAAAUGCGUGAGGGAUCGUUAUCCUGGCACCUCGUUGGAGAUCAGCGCCAAGGACGUGCACGUGAAAUCGGUGAAGGCUCUGGUCGCUGCGGUGGAAGAGGCUGGUAGAGCGGAAGUGGUGUACACGGGCGGAGCUAACUGCAGAUUGAAGAUCACGAAGCUGCAGAAGAACGGCAAGGGCAAGAAGAAGUGAGGGCGGACGGGGAAGCUUCUGGUUGACAAGGACACGGAAGAUUUUUUUUAGAGUUGUCUGGUCACGAGGAACGUGGGCCUAGACGAGGAAGAUUUGAUCUUGAACGAAGGGCCUGAUCAUUUUGAGGGUUGUUAGUUGACGAUCCGGUGAAACGGAUGUCAGAUGAGACGAUGAGCAAACGACUAGCAAAGAGAAACGCGUAGUUUUUAGAGAGGAAACGCGUAUAUCGUCGAUGAUUUUAGCCAUAAGAGGCAUAUAGAAUAAGAUGACUACUUAACGAAGGAAAUGCAUGGGGAACGAGAUGGAUGGAACGAAGCCGACACUUUGUGGAUUUUCGUCUUACUGUGAUUUCCUUUUCGCACUCCUAACGAUAGGUAGAUCGUAGAGUUUGUUAGAAAAACGCGGAAAGAAGAGAUUGUAGGAGAGGUGUUCUUUGUUUUAGAAGAGGUACAAUUCUUUCUGGGGGAAAAGAUUACGAAAGAGAUCUAAGAAUAAUCGAGACCAAGUCACACGUAUUACCGAAAGAUAUUUAAAGAAAAAGAGGCUGUUGCAACUAGAUACGUUCGUUGUUGUUAGAUGGACUGUAAAAUACGAUUCAGAGUAAUAUAUUAUUAUUAUUAUUGUCA